Thunnus maccoyii (southern bluefin tuna) is the source of this 1136-nucleotide messenger RNA. RefSeq names its product mitochondrial ribosomal protein S15 (gene mrps15). Gene Ontology annotation, molecular function: structural constituent of ribosome. The record is from RefSeq and is a predicted model, not a curated record. NCBI's taxonomy places the organism in Eukaryota, Metazoa, Chordata, Actinopteri, Scombriformes, Scombridae. Gene Ontology annotation, cellular component: ribosome. The transcript is spliced from 8 exons. The coding region runs from base 129 to 905 and encodes 258 amino acids. Gene Ontology annotation, biological process: translation.
GUUUUCAAUCAGCUAGUUUGGUCUAACCAAAAUGGCGAGCCUCAUGUAGGGGUCGAGUGUGAUUACCUGUCACAUUUUCAUCACUUUCGCGGAGUUUAUUAUCGACUUAAUUAGCUAUCCUGUGAGCCAUGUUCGCAAGCAUAGCUCUGCGGGCGGCUCUCAAGUCGUCAGCUGGCGUUCUGCGGGAGAGUGGCGCUCUGUGCUCCGCUGUGACAGUGAAGACAUGCAGCUCGGCUUUGCUAUCAGGACCGAGAGUCAGCUGCGUUACAGGAAGCUUUGCUGUUCAACCGCUGGUGAGACAUUAUGCUCGGGCUGCAAAGAAAAAGAAGACAGGUCCUGAGAGCCAGCUCAGUGAUCUUCCUCCAACAAUGCUGAAGAUGGAUUAUACAGCUGUACCUCUCGCUCAAACGACUGAUGAUCUUGUCAAAAGGCUUCUUUCAUUGGAGUUAGCGUGCCAUAGUGAAAAGCUACAGCUGAAAAAGGAACAGCUGAUUGCAAAAGUUCAGAGGGAUGAGAAUGACCGCAGCUCUGUGGAAGUCAAGGUGGCUAUUUUGACGACAAGAAUCCGAAACUAUCAGGAGCACUUGCAAAAACAUCACAAGGACAAAGCUAAUAAGAGACGGAUGCUCAUGGCAAUCGACCGAAGGAAAAAGCUUUUGAAACACUUAAGGCUGGUUCGCUAUGAUGCCUUCGAGAAGGUGUGCGAACAGCUGGGCAUCACGUACACCUUCCCUCCAGAGUACUACAGAAGGGCCACCCGGCGCUGGCUGGCCAAGAAGGCCUUUUGCAUUAAGGUUUUCAAAGAGGUGCAGAAACAGAAAGCAGAGCAGAGGUUGAAGAUGAAGCAGAGUGUUGUCACCACAGAGGCCGAAACAGCCAAGACAAAAGCUGUUGAGAGUCAGUAAAAGAUAAUAAACUGAAACACUUGAUGCUAAAUGCUUUCCCAGAGCAAUGUCUUUAUUUCUAUUAUUCGGAUGUGGUAAUGUGAUGUAAAUUGAUCCCUUUUUCAUGCAUUACCAUCAUAAAAUAUUAUUUCCCUUUGCUUUCAGGCUGAUGUCAGAAUGAUAAGAAAAUGUCAGAAUUCAAAGGAAAUAAAAUGUCUCAGAAAGUUGUAUUGUAAUAAACUGAAAAAUAUA